This is a messenger RNA of Spinacia oleracea (spinach), 1398 nucleotides long. RefSeq lists its product as uncharacterized. The transcript has a single exon. The record is from RefSeq and is a predicted model, not a curated record. Bases 1 to 1398 code for a protein of 465 amino acids. NCBI's taxonomy places the organism in Eukaryota, Viridiplantae, Streptophyta, Magnoliopsida, Caryophyllales, Amaranthaceae.
AUGUCAAUUUCGGAGAACACUACGAACGUUAUUAGGGUUGCGAGGAUGUUAAUGCACAAACUUGGUGGAACUUUUCAAGAUUUCCAGAAUCGCGCCUUCUCUGUCCUCACACUCGGCGAGCAAUGGGCGAGUUUACAGGAAUCUUUGGGUAUGAUUCACAAUUCGCUGGAGAGUAGAGUCAAGGUGAUUGAGUCGAAGGAGAGAGAACUUGAUCUUGUUCAGAAUAGAGUUCAGCAUUUUAAUAAAGAGGUUGAGUUGCAGCACAAGAAGUUGGAGUUUGGGGAGAAGUGUUUGAGUGAGAGAAUUGAAGGUGUGGAGUUUAGGGAGAGGCAAGUGAGGGACUGGCGUGAGUCUUUGGAAUUGGAGAAGAGAGAGGUUUUGGAGCAAUGUAGGGCGAUGGAGUUGAGGGACAAGCGGUUUGAGGAGGGGUUUGAGCGAGUUAGGAAGGUGGAUGUUGCGAAGGAGAGGGUUGAGGCGAGGCGGAAGGCGGUGGAGGACAGAGAAAAUAAAGUGGAAGAGCGGCAGAGGGCGGUGGAAGAGCAGCUGAGGGCGGUGGAAGAGGAGCGGCGGGCGGUGGAGGAGCAGCGGCGGGCAGUUGAUGCGAAAGAAGAGGAAGUGGAGAAGAGAGAGAGGGUCUCUGGCGAGCGCGAAGAAGAGUUUUGUGCUAGAGAGAAGGAAGUAAAGGAGGAGUUUGAAUUGAGGGAGGUGGUAAUCAUUGAAAGAGGGAAUUCAUUAGAUGUGAGAGAAAAAGAAUUGAUUGAGUUUUCUGAAAAAUUGAAUUUGAGGGUUGAUAUAAUGAAUAGGAGGUUUCAACUGUUGGAAGAAAAGGAGGGAAAACUGGAGGAGGGUAGGAAAGAGUUGGAAUCGAAAGAGGAGCAAAUGGAUGAGGUGUACAGUUUGCUUGAGUUGAAGGAGAAAGAGAUAAAAGUAGGAAGCGAAAUGUUGGUGUCGAAAGAGAAGAUGUUGGGGUUGAAGGAGGAGGAAGUGAAGGGGCAACUGAAGGGACUGGAGUUGAAGGAGAUGGAGUUAAAUGAGCGUUGCGAUGUGUUAAAGGCUAAAGGGAGGCAAAUUCAGGAGCGAGAAGAUGGUAUGGAAUUGAAAGAGAAGCGAUUUCUGGAGCGUGCAGGAGAUAUGGAGGUUAAAGUAAAGGCGAUUGAUGAGCGUUUUGAAGUGUUGCAGGCAAAAGAGAAGGGAAUUCUGGAGCUUAGAAGAAAUAUGGAGUUGAAAAGGAAGGAGAUUAAUGAGUCUUUUGAAGUGUUAGAGGCACAAAAGAGGCGAAUUCUGGAACUUGAAAGAGAUAUUGAGUUGAAAAGGAAGGAUAUUGAUGAGCGUUGUGAAGAUUUACAGACGAAAGAGAAGCAAAUUAAAUUAAGAAGCUUGAAGAAGAGUUGGAGUUGA